UCUUGAUUCUCGUAAAUUGGGAAAUAAUAUUUUCAGUCUUUCUAAUAUGACGGACGGGAAUAUGUAUCAGGCGACGAGUUUUCCGCGCUUGCAAAUGGACCCUCGGACAGCGGCCGGUGGAGGAUUAGCACACACAAUUAUACAGACUCAGAUCAGUUCGGACGACGAGAACGAUUCCGUAAGGCUAACGCACAACGACGAUCGCGAUGAGAAGCGGAAGGAGGAAAGAAAGAACCCUAUGUCCGACAUCGGGGCGGAUAUUAUGCGGGUCAACGGAGCCAUAGGGUCGUUCAAACAGUUGCAAAAGCCAACAUCAAUGCAGUCGUUACCCACAUCGAGUAAAAUGAGCUACACGUCGGAGGACGCGGGGAUGGCAUUAGUUGGUGGUGGGGAGUUCUCCUCGGACAGAAUGUCAAAACACUUACGUCAAAAACCAAACGUCGGCUACAGACUCGGUCGUCGGAAACAAUUAUACGAGAAAAGAAAGAAAGUUUCAGACUACUGUCUGGUGUUCGGAAUGUUUGGAAUUAUCCUUAUGGUCUUAGAAACGGAGUUAACCAUGGCAGAUAUAUACACUAAGAAAUCACCGUACUCCUUACUUAUAAAGACAUUGAUAAGCAUUUCAACUGUGAUAUUACUGGGACUGAUUCUUGCAUAUCACGGCCUAGAAGUACAGCUUUUUGCUGUAGACAACUGUGUAGAAGAUUGGCGGGUGGCUAUCACGCCUCGACGUAUUGCUCAACUCACUGUAGAGGUAGUCGCGUGUGCCAUCCACCCGGUCCCAGGCGAUUUCAAGUUCACGUGGAACACGAUGCACCACGAAGGAAACCGCCUCCUCUCCAGCAUCGUCAGCAUUGAUAUUCUCCUCUCAUUGCCCAUGUUCCUGCGCCUGUAUUUAGUCGCACGUGUGAUGUUAUUACAUUCGAAAUUGUUUACGGACGCCUCAUCACGAAGCAUAGGAGCGCUAAACAGGAUAAAUUUUGACACAAAAUUUGUUUUAAAGACCUUAAUGACAAUAUGCCCCGGCACGGUGCUACUUGUAAACAUUCUUUCCUUGUGGAUUAUUGCCAGCUGGCUUCUUCGAGCGUGCGAGAGCAACCUGGACCCUGACCAGCACGCCAACAUCCUCAACUCCAUGUGGAUGAUCGCCAUCACGUUCCUCUCCAUUGGUUACGGCGACAUUGUGCCCAACACGUAUUGUGGACGAAUCGUCGCCAUAUCAACUGGCGUCAUGGGCGCUGGUUGUACGGCGCUCGUGGUGGCCGUCCUCGCCCGGAAGUUGGAAUUGAGCAAGGCCGAGAAACACGUGCACAACUUUAUGCAGGACACCCAGCUCACAAAAAAGAUGAAGAACGCUGCAGCGAAUGUGCUGCGAGAGACGUGGCUUAUCUACAAGUACACCAAGCUGGUGAAGAAGGUGAACGCGGGCAAGGUCCGCUCACACCAGCGCAAGUUCCUCCAGUCCAUACACUGUUUGCGGCGAAUCAAAAUGGACCAGAGGAAGUUGACCGAAAAUCAGAGCACAUUGGUGGACAUGGCUAAGACUGUAGGCGUUACCGGACUCAACAUCGGGCCUUCUUGCUAUAUUUCAAAACCUUUGCCCGAAUAUAAACAGACCCAGACGCACAUCGAGACGAUGGUGAGCGAGAUGACGGGCAGCCAGAGCUCGCUCGAGAAACGCGUGAACAAGAUCGAGGACAAGCUUAUCUCCAUGCAGACGCAGAUGGACAUGCUCCCCAACAUGAUCGUAGAGCGGUUGAUGGCUCGCCAGGCGAUGACGUCAUCCGCGCCCUUGGAGAGACCAAGCGAAAUACGGCCUGCGGUAGACUUCCGAAACAUGGUGCGCAUGUCACCUCCCCGUCGGAGACGGCACUUAGUGAGCCAAUCGUCCGUGCCCACCCCUUCUACACUGUCCCCGUACACCUCCCAAACAAAGACGCUGCCGGAAACAAGCACAUCACUUCCGGCAUCGCCUUCCGAGACAGACCUGCGCAACAACCAGACCUGAUGAAGUGUAACAGCGCAGUUGUGAACUCGUUAUAAGCUGUGUUGCUGGCCGAGUCAACCUCACCUACCACAACAUAUGUUCCAUCUCACGAAACUCUGUCUUUAAGCAGAAUAACACUCUACUCCCCCGUUUUCACUCAAUGAAAUAAGUUUAACAAUAACAUGUGCCUAUUUGCGAUUCUACUCUGUUUAAUUGACUUGCUACCGACGAUUAGGUGGACACUGAAGCUUGCUGGUUAUCUCAAAGAGGUGUCAGAGAGGCUUGGUGGGUAGUGAACAAAAAUACAUGAGGAGGUGGUGAACGUGUGUACAUAGUGUAAAUAAAUGAGGACAGUAAAUGACAAGCGCGUCCUAAAGCCAAAGAAUCAACUGUAUAAGUGUUUAAAACAUACAUUGUUGCAAAUGUAUGCUUUUUAUUGAAAACUACGACAUAGUGACCACUGUGUUCUGACCAUUCCCCUUGUGUGGAAUUGAUUCACAUGCCGAGUAGAAUAAAAACAAUCAUUUGUUCAUGUACAUGUCCAGUCUUUCGAUUUGUGACAUAGAGAAUACAUUUACAAAACAAAACAUCGACAUGAUGAAUCAAAUCCACAUAUUUCAGGACAACAUAUAUGACUAGUUACCUGCCGACCAGGUGGCUUACAGGUGAAGGCAAAGAUUGGUGAAGACCAGUCCAGAGGACAUGUUGCCAGUCAGCUAAAUUUCACAUUGUAAUAAUAUAAAAUGCAAAACAAGAGUGGAUUUGAAACAACGAAAGAGACAAAUUUCAUUCAAUCCUAUUUCGAAGUGUUUUUAACAUGUUGUGAUGCUGUAAAAUAUGAAUAUUAUGUUAAUUAUUUUAUAUGGUGGCCAUUAUCGUUAAAAACAAGUGACCAUAGUAUUGACUUGACAGACAAAUGCACGUGACAGUAGCCAUGUACGUUAUAGGUGAAGCUGAUGGCAAUGUACCAAUAAAUUGCUAGAAGUGUAGAGGGUUUAAAUCGCAAGAUCUACGAGUCUAUUUUCGGCGUGAUAAUGUCUGUUCUCGGUAUAUAUCGUUUGACAUCAUGAUCAAGUUUUCAAAAUAAAUGUCAUCAAAUUUUAAAAACUAAAUUACGCAUAACACCGUCUUCGUAUUUUAAAAGUCACGUGGUCCUUUUUUUGCGGUUUAAAAAGUGAGACGUUGUCUAAAUCCCUAUUGAAACUGCAAAAUAUGCGUGCCCUUCAUACUAACAAAUUGGCCUUUAGAAAACAGGACAAAUCAAGAAAUAUCCUUCACCGAUUGCAAUUGGCUUUCGCCGGUGAAUUGACUUCAGUUUAUUACUGUCAUGGAACCUGGUGUUUCCUAAAUAUGGACUUGUCUUGUUACUAUGUUGAAGUUGUUUGUCCUAUAUUUGCUCAUUGUAUUUGUGCAUUAUUUAAUCGCUCAUUUACGGAGUUGUGAUGUUGUAUUUGUUCUAACGCCAUUAAAGUGUUAGCCAUUUAA
Molecule: messenger RNA, 3472 nt
Organism: Mya arenaria
Lineage: Eukaryota; Metazoa; Mollusca; Bivalvia; Myida; Myidae
Product: small conductance calcium-activated potassium channel protein-like
Exons: 10
Coding region: 47-2008 (653 amino acids)
Biological process (GO): potassium ion transmembrane transport
Cellular component (GO): neuronal cell body; plasma membrane; neuron projection
Molecular function (GO): small conductance calcium-activated potassium channel activity; calmodulin binding
Source: RefSeq, a predicted model, not a curated record